CCAAAAUUAAUUGUAUUUCCUUAAUGAGCACCCGUCCAAAGAAAAACCUCAAGCCCUUUUAAUGCUUUUAAACUCCGUUGUCACUUUCUGUGAAAUUAGGGUUUCAACCUUUCCCCCACAAAAUUUGUGCUUGCAACCUAACUUUCUGGAUUAUGUCCUUAUUAUCGUUCUGGCGAUCGGGAGAGGCGAGAGUUAGAAAGAGCUGAUAGGGGAAGUAGAAAGCCUCGUGUUCCUUACCUAACUCCUUCAAGACUCAUCGACUUUUUGAAGCUUCGUUGUUUUAUUGGCUCAUUUACGAGAUAAGAGGAUCUGAUUCCACAGUUUAUAUUUCUGGUUGUUUUCCAUAAAGGUUUGUGGGGCAAGAUGAUUUAUAUGAUAGUAUUUUAACGUAUAGAUGUGCUGAAGGUUAUGAGAUUGUAUUUUGUAUAUGGUGGUAACAGUUCUGUUUUUUGUAGUAGAAAGGGUUCGAGCAAAAUUUCUUUGUUUAAAGGGUUAAGAUGCCAUCUACAUAUUUUUCAAGAUUAAGAACUGCAGUACAGAAUGAAAUUUCGUGUUCAAUUAUAGGGAAAGAGUGUAGGCUCCAAGAUUUAACUGAAACUCUAGUCGGCCAGGCAAAGUCUCGGUUUUACAGUUACAGAUUAUUUCAUUCUGCACGAAUUGUUUCGCUUGAAGACAUACAUGCACUUUUGAGACCUGGUACUCUUGUUGCUGCUCAAUUUGAUUCGCAAUUAGUUAAUCGUAGAAGGAAUAUCUCUGUUGUUGGAGCACUUUCUCGCACAUUUUCUGUACCUUCUGUAUCAGGCCCGUCAGUUCAGGUUUGUGGGUAUCACAUUGACCGCGCCCUUUGUCAUACUAGUCAAACACCAGGCAGUGGGAAAUUGCAGAAUAAGCUAAUGGCCACCUGUACGUCCAGGGCUAUAAUUGAAUAUUUCCAGGAGAAUCUAACUUCAAGGGGUGGGCAUCUUCCAUUUUCAACCAACAAAGCCAGCAUCUCUUAUGACAGUAGAAGUUCCCAGAGUUACAGAAAUGUCAGUAUGAGUUUGAAGAACAGAAAGCAAUCCACCGAUUCUCCCAUUUAUGGAUAUUUUGGCUACAAUAUCAUGAAGAAAUGGUGUGACUUUUCUCCAUACAUAGAGACAGGAUCUAGAUAUUUCCACAGCUCAACUCCUUCAUGUUUGUCAGCUGGAACUGCACCUGAUAUAACCUUUGAGAAUUCGGCCCAUGAGGAACAGCUUGAAACUUCUGCAGUUUCCUCAGAACAGAAGAGUUCUGCUGGCAAAACACUGAAGCUAAUCUCAGGAUCUUGCUACCUGCCCCAUCCUGAUAAGGAAGAAACUGGGGGAGAGGAUGCUCAUUUCAUUUGUUCAAAUGAACAAGCAAUAGGUGUGGCUGACGGUGUUGGUGGUUGGGCAGAUCUUGGCAUUGAUGCAGGGCAGUAUUCUCGUGAACUCAUGUCUAAUUCAGUAUCUGCUAUUCAACAGGAACCCAAAGGUUUAAUUGACCCAGCAAGGGUCUUAGAGAAAGCUCACUCUAGCACAAAAGCCAAGGGUUCCUCAACAGCCUGUAUCAUAGCACUCACAGAUGAGGGUCUCCACGCUAUCAAUUUAGGGGAUAGUGGUUUUAUAGUGGUUCGAGAUGGAUGCACUGUAUUCCGCUCUCCUGUGCAGCAGCAUGAUUUUAAUUUCACCUAUCAACUAGAGAGUGGAAACAAUGGUGAUCUACCUAGCUCUGGUCAGGUUUUUACAAUUGCUGUUGCUCCUGGGGAUGUUAUAGUUGCUGGAACAGAUGGUUUGUUUGACAACUUGUACAACAAUGAGAUUAAUGCAGUGGUGGUUCAUGCGACAAGAGCUGCCUUAGGGCCUCAGGUGACAGCACAGAAAAUAGCUGCAUUGGCACGACAACGAGCACAAGAUAAAGACAGGCAAACCCCAUUUUCCACUGCUGCCCAAGAUGCUGGAUUUCGCUAUUAUGGUGGCAAGCUUGAUGACAUUACUGUUGUUGUUUCAUAUAUUGCCAGUUCUGAAGAUGAACAGCAAUCUUCAUAAUUAUCUCUCCCUUCUUAAGGAUUUGCAUGGAUCCAGUUUUGUUGAUAGGAAAAUCAAUUCGUAUGCUGUGGGCAUCGGAUUUUGUUGAGCUUUGAACGUUGAUCGAAGGUGCUUUCUACAGUCAAAAGUACAGUUGAUGUAAAUAGUUAUUUCCUUAUCUAUUAUGGUUUAUUAUUUUGCCGCUAAAGACAACAGACGGGCUUGCUGGACCAUGUGCAAUUCCAGCUACUGCCAACGGGGUUAGUUGAAUUAAUUAAUAAUAGUUUCUAAGUCAUUUUGAUUGUGUGGGAUACUGUUUUAGUUGCAAAUUAAACUUUUGUUCA
Messenger RNA from Hevea brasiliensis (rubber tree), 2368 nucleotides. Its product is annotated as probable protein phosphatase 2C 55. The record is from RefSeq and is a predicted model, not a curated record. Lineage: Eukaryota; Viridiplantae; Streptophyta; Magnoliopsida; Malpighiales; Euphorbiaceae. The coding region runs from base 498 to 2045 and encodes 515 amino acids. The transcript has 6 exons.